AUGGUGCAGAACGUCUUCGCCGUUCCCGUUUUCUUCAUCGUGUUCCGAGAAUGCCUCGAGUGCACAAUCAUCAUAUCGAUUCUGCUGGCAUUCCUCAAGCAGAGCAUCGGUGGUCCCAACAGCGACCGCACAGUGUACAAGCGACUUCUCAGGCAGAUUUGGUGGGGCAUCGGCUCAGGCCUGUUCAUCUGUCUGGCCAUCGGCGGCGGAUUCAUCGGUGCCUUUUAUGGCCUCAAAAAAGACUUCUUCAGAAAGUCCGAGGACAUCUGGGAAGGUGUCUUCGGCCUGAUCGCGUCCAUCAUCAUCACCGUCAUGGGCAUCGGUCUGCUGCGCGUCGCCAAGCUCCAGGACAAGUGGAGGGUCAAGAUUGCGCAAGCCCUUGAGAAGCACCAUACCGGCGAAGGACUAGGCAUGAAGUCGCGCUUCAAGAUUUGGUGCCAGAAGUACGCCAUGUUCUUGCUCCCCUUCAUCACGGUGCUGCGUGAGGGGUUGGAAGCCGUCGUCUUCAUUGGAGGAGUCGGACUCAGCUUGCCAGCUGCGUCGUUCCCUCUUGCUGUCAUUUGCGGUUUGUUGGCAGGAUGUGCCAUCGGCUACCUCAUCUAUCGUGGUGGCAACACCGCCAAGUUGCAGAUCUUCUUGAUCGUCUCCACGUGCUUCCUGUAUCUCGUUGCUGCCGGGCUCUUCUCCAAAGCAGUUUGGAACUUCGAGAUGAAUGCAUGGAGCAAGAUUACCGGUGGCGAUGCGGCCGAGACUGGAUCUGGUCCGGGCUCCUACGACAUCCGCAAGAGUGUCUGGCACGUCAACUGCUGCAAUCCGGAGACCAACGGCGGCGGAGGCUGGGGAGUAUUCAAUUCUCUCUUCGGCUGGACCAAUUCUGCGACAUACGGCUCGGUCCUCGCGUACAAUUUGUACUGGCUUGCCGUCAUCGUUGCUUUCGGGUCUCUCGGAUUCUACGAGAAGCGUGGCCACUUCCCGCUCAUGAAGCGCAAGGCGUCGACCAGGGACGAUGAGACUAUGGAUAGUGACCAGACCAGCCAGGAUCGUGUCGAGGACGAGAAGAAGGCUGCCAGUGUUGCAGUUACGCACUCCAGCAAUGUGCCUGCUUGA
Molecule: messenger RNA, 1107 nt
Organism: Fulvia fulva
Lineage: Eukaryota; Fungi; Ascomycota; Dothideomycetes; Mycosphaerellales; Mycosphaerellaceae
Product: High affinity iron permease ftrA
Exons: 3
Coding region: 1-1107 (368 amino acids)
Biological process (GO): iron ion transmembrane transport
Cellular component (GO): high-affinity iron permease complex; plasma membrane
Molecular function (GO): ferrous iron transmembrane transporter activity
Source: RefSeq, a predicted model, not a curated record